AUGGAACCAAGUGAUCCAUCACCUGAAGAUUUACAAAGAAAAUUAUACUUUUUAGUUGAACAAUUACAAAAUAUGGCUGGAACUUUACCACCAAAAUAUCAAAUGCGUUUGCCAUAUGAGUUGUUAUCUGGUCUAGCAAAUUGUCUUUUGAAUGAUACAAUAUUCGAAAUAGUCAAAGGUCUAAUGGAGAUUCAACAUGUUACUGAAAAACAUUUAUUUCAACAACGAUUACAAUUAAUUAAUCAACAAAAAAUUGAAUUACAAGAAGCUAUGGAAAAUUAUGUAACUGAUGAAGAUAAAUUAACAGCAAGAAUUGCACUUGAAGCUAAACACAGAGAAGAACUUAAACAAACAGAUAUGAAAUUAGUUAUGCAAUUGGAUAAAAAAGUUACUGAUCAACAAAGUAUUCUUGAAAAAGCUGGUGUACCUGGUUUUUUUGAAACAAAUAAUCCAACUGAUAUUCAAGUUCAAAUGAGACUUUGUGAUUUUAUCAUUAGAGUCAGUAAAAUGGAAAUACCCAGCUAA
This is a messenger RNA of Aphidius gifuensis, 525 nucleotides long. RefSeq names its product gonadal protein gdl (gene gdl). The record is from RefSeq and is a predicted model, not a curated record. NCBI's taxonomy places the organism in Eukaryota, Metazoa, Arthropoda, Insecta, Hymenoptera, Braconidae. The coding region runs from base 1 to 525 and encodes 174 amino acids. The transcript has a single exon.